CAUCGUGUCUUUUUCUUGUGACUUUUUUUGCUUAUGAUUAUUGUUGGAUUAUGAGAUAUGGUGGAAAAUGAAUUUUUUUUUUGGAAAUCAUCUGGAGUAAAAGAGUUUUUGAUCAACCAAGACUUGUUACUUUAUACCCAUGAUUCCAUGUUUUAUCAUUGCUUCGGACAAAACCAAUAAUUAUCAUGCCACUUCGUAUGUAUGUGAGGUGUGGAUUCCAUAAUGACUAUGCUCUACUGAUUUCGGUAAAUGAUCCAAGUCUGUGUUGUUUCACACUCAAUUGUGUAAAUAUUUAGGAUGUAAUUGUAGAGGAUAGAAAUGGUAAAAGCGGAAAAGGAAAAAUAAUAGAGGUUGGAUUUGUGUCAUUUUCACCUUCAUUCAAGUCCAGAGAAGCUGCUAAAUAUUGAUGUGUGACCAUUUCAUACCAUCACACUGUUGAUGACUUCUUUUUCUUGGCCUGGUUUUCUAAAUAUCAGAUGACUGGAUUUUGCAAGGCUUCUAGAUUUGUGUAGUAUGUGAAUAUUUUAAGGAUGUUGAAAGGGUGUUUGUCUCAAUGACCAUGGCUAGCAUCCCCCUAUAGGUGUUGCAAGCAAGAGCUGUUGCUCAAGGGCUGUUUAGGUAGCACCUGGAAAUUUGCUUUGAUGGUAUAAUAACGAUGGUUCAUGGAGGCAUCCCCAUUAACCAAAUCAAUCCAGGGUCACUGUCAAUCUGAUCAAAUGACUAGACUACAUAACUCAACUCACUCCGUUGAAGAUAAAGGUGACUGGGAAUCAAAGGAGGUGAUUAGUAGGGAUGGACAAACAGAGCUCAAGACCAACGUUUUCUUUGCUUCUUUCGACCAAUGCAGCAACAAGGCCGCAGGAGAGAGUGCUUGCACAGCACUUGUUGCUGUUAUUGCCUAUUGGCUCCAACUGAACCGAGAUGCCGUGCCUACGAGGCCAGAAUUCGACGAUCUCAUCAUGGAAGGCUCAUCUGAAUGGCGAAAGUUAUGUGAAAACGAUGCCUACACAUAUGAUUUUCCCAACAAGCACUUUGAUCUUGAGACAGUAUUGCAUGCUGAUGUUCGACCAAUAGCUAUCUCUCGCGAUGAUUCGUUUGUUGGAUUCUUUAGCCCGGAAAAGUUCGAGGCACUGAAAGAAGCCAUGUCUUUCGAUGAGAUAUGGGAGGGUAUCAGCAGAGUAGCUGAAGACCAUGACCCAAGGGUCUACAUCGUAAGUUGGAAUGAUCAUUUUUUUGUGUUGAAGGUGGAGGCAAAUGCGUACUACAUCAUUGACACAUUGGGUGAAAGACUCUGUGAGGGGUGCAACCAAGCAUACAUUCUAAAAUUUGAUGAUUCCUCUCUGAUGCAUGGAAAAAGUGCGAAAGAAGAUGUCAACAAGGCUGAAAGCUCAGAUAGUAAGAGUACAAAUCCUAAUGACAUUGGAGAGAUCAUAUGCAGUGGAAAAGAAUGCUGUAAAGAGUUCAUCAAAAGAUUUCUUGCCGCAAUACCACUCGAGGAACUCGAAGAAGAAGAAAAGAAGGGAGCAGUUUCAUAUUACUCCCUGCAUCAUCGCCUGCAAAUAGAGUUGAACUUUAGCUAUGUAUUGCCCUCGUCUUUCACAUCAUCACCAUUCUCUUCUUCUUCGCCUACCUCUGCAUCUUCUAGUUUAACUGAUGUAUGUAUAUAACUACUGUAUAUAAUAAGAUUUGACUUUGUAAAUCCCACUCCGUGUCUAACUUGGCCGCACAGCCUAUAAAAUGUUUCAUUGACUUCUUCAGGGAUUCUAAA
This is a messenger RNA of Coffea arabica (coffee), 1768 nucleotides long. The record is from RefSeq and is a predicted model, not a curated record. NCBI's taxonomy places the organism in Eukaryota, Viridiplantae, Streptophyta, Magnoliopsida, Gentianales, Rubiaceae.